CCCCCGAGCACGAGCCCCCCGGGCUGUGCUGGUACCAGAGGCAGGGCAGACGGUGCCCCGCUCAGCGAGCUCUCCUGGUCGUCCUCGCUGGCUGUGGUGGUGGUGUCCUUCUCGGGCCUCUUCACUGUCAUCGCCCUCAUGCUCGCCUGCCUGUGCUGCAGGAAGGGCGGCAUCGGGUUCAAGGAGUUUGAGAAUGCCGAGGGGGAAGAGCACGCAGCCGACCUCUCGGCCCAGGGCUCCCCGGCAGCCGCUGCUCAGAACGGCCCCGACGUGUACGUCCUGCCGCUCACCGAGGUGUCCCUGCCCAUGGCCAAGCAGCCAGGCCGGUCAGUGCAGCUGCUCAAGUCGGCAGACCUGGGCCGGCACAGCCUCCUGUACCUGGAGGAGAUCGGCCACGGCUGGUUCGGGAAGGUGUUCCUGGGGGAGGUGAACUCAGGCAUCAGCAGCACCCAGGUGGUGGUGAAGGAGCUGAAGGCCAGUGCGGGUGUGCACGAGCAGAUGCAGUUCCUGGAGGAGGCGCAGCCCUACAGGGUUCUGCAGCACAGCAACCUGCUCCAGUGCCUGGCCCAGUGCGCCGAGGUGACCCCGUACCUGCUGGUGAUGGAGUUCUGCCCCAUGGGGGACCUCAAGGGCUACCUGAGGAGCUGCCGGGUGGCGGAGUCCAUGGCGCCUGACCCCCUGACCCUGCAGCGCAUGGCCUGCGAGGUGGCCUGCGGCGUUCUGCACCUGCAUCGGCAUGACUACGUGCACAGCGACCUGGCCCUGAGGAACUGCCUGCUCACGGCCGACCUGACGGUGAAGGUCGGGGACUACGGCCUGUCUCACGGCAAAUACAGGGAGGACUACUUCGUGACCGCGGACCAGCUGUGGGUGCCGCUGCGCUGGCUCGCGCCCGAGCUGGUGGACGAGGUGCACUGCAACUUGCUGGUGGCGGGCCAGACCAAGGCCGGCAACGUGUGGUCCCUGGGCGUGACCAUCUGGGAGCUCUUCGAGCUGGGUGCGCAGCCCUACCCCCACCACUCCGACCGGCAGGUGCUGGCCUACGCCGUCCGGGAGCAGCAGCUCAAGCUGCCCAAGCCCCAGCUGCAGCUGACCCUGGCCGACCGCUGGUACGAGGUGAUGCAGUUCUGCUGGCUGCAGCCGGAGCAGCGGCCCACCGCCGAGGAGGUGCACCUGCUGCUGUCCUACCUGUGCGUCCAGGGCGCCACGGAGGCGGAGGAGGAGUUCGAGCAGCGCUGGCGCUCCCUGAGGCCUGGUGGGGGUGGCGCGGGCCCCGGCCCGGGGGCAGCGGGCCUGGCACUGGGUGGCCCGGGCGAGCUUGCCGCCGCCUCGUCCUUCCCGCUGCUGGAGCAGUUUGCCGGCGACGGCUUCCACGCGGACGGCGACGACGUGCUGACGGUGACCGAGACGAGCCGCGGCCUCAACUUCGAGUACAAGUGGGAGGUGGGCCACGGCGCCGACGCCUUCACGCCGCCAGGGGGCGUGCCGAGCCCGGGCUGCCCCGCGCGUCUGCAGGAGCUCUGCGCCCCCGACGGCGCGCCCCCGGGCGUCGUGCCGGUGCUCAGCGCGCACAGCCCCUCCGUGGGUAGCGAGUACUUCAUCCGCCUGGAGGAGCCCACGCCCGCCGCCGGCCACGACCUCGACUGCGCUGGCUGCGCCCCGAGCCCUGGUGCCGCGGUCCCAGGCUCCAAGGGCGAUGAUCACGACGACUCAGACGUUGGAGCCGCAGCCUCGUUGGCUAUGGAGCCGCUGCUGGGCCAGGCGCCGUCCACGGGUGGCCCGUGGGGCCACUGCUACCACGACCCGUGCAGGAGCCGCCCCCAGGACCUGCUCUGCCCUUCCCACUCGCCCUCGCCCUCACCCUCGCCCAGCGGCCUGAUGCUGCUGGAGCCCGGAGUGGAGGAUGCUGACUGUGGUGUGGCCACUUUCUGCCCGCCCUUCUUUGAGGACCCGCUGGGAAUGUCCCCUUCUGGAACUUCAGGGGCCCGACUGUCCCCGGGCAGGGAGGAGCUGGGGGAGGCCGAGGCGCGCAGGGCCCCCCAGCACAGACAUUGGAGCUCCAAUGUGUCAGCCAACAACAACAGUGGCAGCCGAGCACCGGAAUCCUGGGACCCAGGCUACACAGGCGGCCACACGGACGACGGCCACACGGACUGCUGCCCUGGCAGGAAGCAGACCCUAUGGACUGUCCCUGAGCUGGGCCACCCCCUGGCCCCAGAAGACCCCAGAGAACCUCUCCAUGGGCCAGAGGGGGCCUCCUUUGGCCAGGAGCUGGGCUGCUGCCUUGACCUCCCCCAGCUGUGUCCUGCUGAGGGCUUGGCACCUGUCACCAGGCUAGUCACAUCCCCCUGGACAGAGGCAGCCAUGAAUGGGGGCAACAGCCCCCAGACAGAGCCCAGGUUUGCCGAGGAGGCUGAGGACUCUGCUGGACCCCAUCUGCCCCUUCCGUCCAUCCCAAGCCCGUCCCAAGAGGGAGCCCUGCUUCCCACGGAGGAGGCCUGUGCUCCUGCUGCCUCACCCAUGCCUGCCUCACCCACGCCUGCCAGCAGCCAGGCAGCUGCCACCGAGCCGGUCCAAAUGUCGGACAGCGGCAGCAGCUCCCCGGAGCUGGAGGUGCCAGGCAGUGAGGACGAGGACACCACCGAGGCCACUUCCGGUGUUUUCACGGACUUGUCCAGUGAAGGCCUGCAGGCGGAGAAACUGGACGUGAUGCCGGCCUUCCGCUCCCUGCAGAAGCAAGUGGGAACCCCCGACUCCCUGGACUCGCUGGACAUCCCGUCCUCGGCCAGCGAUGGUGGCUGUGAGGUCUUCAGCCCAUCAGCUGUUGGCACCUCUGGAGGGCAGCCCCGAGCCCUGGACAGCGGCUAUGACACAGAGAACUACGAAUCCCCCGAGUUUGUGAUCAAGGAGGCGCACGAGCCAUGUGAGCCUGAGGCUUUUGGGGAGCUCGCCUCAGAGGGUGAGCGCCCUGGGGCAGAGACUCAGCUCCCGGCCUCCCUCAGCGGCCUCAGCGAGAAGAACCCCUACCGCGACUCAGCCUACUUCUCAGACCUGGAUACCGAGCCCGAGCCCCCCUUGGGCCCCGAGAAGAGAGGGGGUGUCCUGGGCCCUGGGCCAGAGCCGGAUCUGGAGAGUCCACGGAGCCCACAGAGCCCGGGGCUGCGGCCUGCACAGCCUACUUCUGAGUCUGGGGUGCCUGGGGCGGCACAGAGCCCUGGCCCCAGGGAGGUGACCCCACCGCCACCGGGUGAGGACUCUUCCCCUGGGCCAAGCGCCUGCCUCACUGGCCCCAGGUGGGAGCCUCCCGGGGCCCAAAGCCCAGCCCAGGUGCCGCCAGUGCCCAGCCCGGGGCGGGCCAAGAUUUUCCUGCUGACCCCAGUGCCGCAGGACUCAGAGAGCCACCGCCCCGAGCUCCAGGAGGCCCGGGGGCUGCUGUCGACCCUGCAAGAACGGACAGGGGGCCAGGGCGCCCCCAGAGCCCCCCUCUGCCUGUCUCUGCCCGGACUCCCCGCAGCCCCGGAGGGCCGGCCAGAGGAGGAGGAGGAGGACAGCGAAGACAGCGACGAGUCGGACGAGGAGCUCCGCUGCUACAGCGUCCAGGAGCCGAGCGAGGAGAGCGAGGAGGAGGCGCCGCCGGUGCCCGUGGUGGUGGCCGAGAGCCAGAGCGCGCGCAGCCUGCGGAGCCUGCUCAAGAUGCCCAGCCUGCUGUCCGAGGCCUUCCGCGAGGACCUGGAGCGCAAGAAGAAAGCCGUGUCCUUCUUCGACGACGUCACCGUCUACCUCUUCGACCAGGAGAGCCCCACCCGGGAGCUCGGGGAACCCUUCCCGGGGGCCAAGGAGCCGCCCCCCGCGUUCCUGCCGGGCAGCCCCAGCUCCCCCAGCGCCCCCUGCCGGCUGCGACGGGCGGAAGGCGCCUCCGAUGGCUCGACGGUCGAAGAGGGCGGAGGGUUCCAGUGGGGCGACGGCUUCCCGCUGACGCCGGCCGGGGAGCCCGCCCUGGCCGCCCCCGCCGCGCCCCCCAAGCCGGCCGCGCCGGGCCCCUUCUCGCGCUUCACCGUCUCGCCCGCGCCCGCGUCCCGCUUCUCCAUCACGCACGUCUCCGACUCGGACGCCGGCUCCGUGGGAGGCCCUGCAGGAAGUGCGGGGGUCAGCUGUAAAGAAGCGUGAGGUCCAGCCCCUCGAAGCCGCCGCUGGGCCUGGUCCAGGCGGCGAGGAUGGUGACCCAGAGUGAGAGGGGACUGCGUGGUGACGAGUCCUGGCAGUGGUGGGCAGCAGCUUCCAGCACCUCAGUGCCCGUGCAGCCGGCACCCUGGACAGUGGAGCGGCCGGGCACGCCAGCCGGUGCUGCCCCAGGGCCGGACUCCUCCGGGACAGCCCGGCCCGGCUGGUCCCACCCUACAGCUGCCCUGUCUGCCCUGGCCUCCACGUCGGACUGAGUCUAGGGGGUGCCCGUGGUGGGGCCCUCGCACACCCGCCUCGCCGCCCCUGUGGCGCGCUGCAGGAUGCUGUCCCCCACGCGGCUGAGCCCUGGCACAGGCCCGCUGGGACAGCCUCUCCCUGUCC
Messenger RNA from Molossus molossus (Pallas's mastiff bat), 4563 nucleotides. RefSeq names its product apoptosis associated tyrosine kinase (gene LMTK1). Gene Ontology annotation, molecular function: ATP binding; protein tyrosine kinase activity. NCBI's taxonomy places the organism in Eukaryota, Metazoa, Chordata, Mammalia, Chiroptera, Molossidae. Bases 139 to 4167 code for a protein of 1342 amino acids. The transcript is spliced from 14 exons. The record is from RefSeq and is a predicted model, not a curated record. Gene Ontology annotation, biological process: peptidyl-tyrosine autophosphorylation; brain development.